Molecule: messenger RNA, 455 nt
Organism: Pezoporus occidentalis (night parrot)
Lineage: Eukaryota; Metazoa; Chordata; Aves; Psittaciformes; Psittacidae
Gene: RBIS
Product: ribosomal biogenesis factor
Exons: 3
Coding region: 43-357 (104 amino acids)
Biological process (GO): ribosome biogenesis
Cellular component (GO): nucleolus
Source: RefSeq, a predicted model, not a curated record
GGAGUGACGUCACCGUCCGUCCGCCCUCGCGGUGCCUCCGCUAUGGGGAAGAGCCGGUCGCGGGCGGCCAAGGCGGCAAACGUGUUCCGCAUCGCUCGUAGCGCCGCCGCCGCCAAGGCCAAGGGCAAAGGCAAGGGCAGGGCGCGGCCCGUCACCUCCGGGCUGAAGCAGAUAAACAUUAAGAAUGCUGAGAAAGUUAACACAAUAAAUAAAGCAUUUGCGGAAGUCCAGAAAGAAAUACAGCAGAUACCAAAAGGCACAGCAGCAGAACCUGAGAAGAGUCAUCAGGUUUCUGCAAUUGUGGAAAAGGAACCAGUAAACGUGGAUGCUGCCACAAGCUUAUUAUCUCAGUUGUGAUGCAUAAUGAACAAAGAAGAGAUUGCAAGAAAUGAAGAUAAGAAAUACCAACAGGCUUUGUUUGUACAAUUUUAUUAAAAAAUCUUGUUAAUAUACAA